GGUUGGGCUGGGCUCCGCCUCCGCUGAGGUGGCUGAGGGGAGCUGGAGGAGGAGGAGGUGACCGCCGCUGCCGGAGGAUGGGGGAGGCGGUCGUGUCCGCGACGCUGGUGGGCCUCUCGCUGGUCCUCGGCGCCGUCGUUUUGUGGGGGCUGCUGUUCUUUCUUACGCGGUGGACGAAGGCCGCGCCGAGCAAGGAGGACGUGGCAAAACUGAACGGGACGCCUGAGGAUCAAAAUGUGAAUGGUGAUGCAGCCAGCAAAACAGGCCUGAAAAAGCCGAAACAACAGCGAAUUCGAAAAGAGAAGCCCCAACAGCAUACUUUCACACACCCACUUCUGGCUUCAGCCCUCAAGGGCCACAGUGGAAAUGUCACCUGCCUGGACUUCAGCAAUAAUGGGAAGUAUUUGGCAUCCUGUUCUGAUGACCGUACGGUGCGUAUCUGGAGUACCAAAGACAUUUUGGAGAGAGAGCAUCGCUGCAUGCGGGUUAAUGUGGAACUGGACCAUGCUACCCUGGUCCGCUUCUUCCCAGACUCCAGAGCUUUCAUUGUUUGGUUGGCAUAUGGAGACACCCUCAGAGUUUUUAAAAUGACAAAGAAAGAGGAUGGCACUUUUACAUACACAGCAAUCCCAGAAGAAUUUCCAAAGCAGCACAAGGCUCCUAUCAUCAAUAUUGGAGUUGCUGAUACAGGGAAGUAUAUCAUGAGUGCUUCCAGUGAUACCACCAUCCUGAUCUGGGACAUGAAGGGGGAAAUUCUGGCGAGCAUCAACACCAACCAGAUGAACAACACCUUUGCAACUGUGUCACCAUGUGGGAGGUUUGUUGGUUCAUGUGGAUUCACUCCUGAUGUAAAGGUGUGGGAAGUGUGUUUCAGCAAGAGUGGAGAGUUCCGGGAAGUGAUCAGAGCCUUUGAACUGAAGGGGCAUAAGGCUGGCGUGUAUUCCUUCGCUUUUUCCAAUGACUCUCGGCGGAUGGCAACAGUUUCAAAGGAUGGCACUUGGAAGUUCUGGGACACAGAUGUUGAGUAUAAAAAGCAACAGGAUCCUUACCUAUUGCUGACAGGCAGUUGCAAGGUAACAGAGCCCUGCCGCAUUGCUCUGGCUCCCGAUGCACGGGCAGUGGCCAUUUCCAGCAGCACCAGCAUCUUUGUUUAUAACACUCAACGAGGAGAGGAAGAAGAAUACUUUGAAGGUGCUCAUGGAGAGCACAUAACAGACUUAGCCUUUGACGUGAACAGUCGCUUCCUGGUUUCCUGUGGGGACCGAGCCAUCCGUGUCUUCCACAACACAACUGGUUAUAGGGCUGUGGUGGAAGAAAUGAAGACGCUGCUGAAAAAGGCUUCUAAUGAGUCUACUAAGCAGAGACUGCAGCAACAAAUAACAGACGCCCAGAAUGCGUUGGAUAGUAUCUAUGGCAAGAAGUGAAUUGCUCCAAAAAACAUGUUUUCUGUGCAGAUUUGGGGCUAGUUUUUUUUUAAUAUGCAGAAUGAGAACUAAUAAAACAAUUUUUGCACAGCUAUUGCUUCCUGGGAUUUCCUAAAGACUAUUAGAGCUAACAAGACGUUUGUCCUGCUGCUCUAAUUGUCAAUUAGUGCUUAGGGCUCAGUCACAUAGUGGCUUUCAUCACCCAUGCAUCUUGGACAUUCUGAGAAGACCUUAGUGUUAUUAUUUCAGAGGGCAAAAGAAGUUGAAAAGGUGUCUUCACCAAAAAUUUGAAAAUACAUAGUGAAUUCUGACAUUUUGGAAGUCUGGUAAUGCCUAACUCCUCUUACUAGGUAGGUGCAAAAUAUUGCAGCUGAGACCAUCCUGAAUUUGAAACACACUGCUUUGAGUUCAAAACAGGUGUUUAAGCUCAGACUGUUUUAUACUGAAACACAUUGAAUCCAGAUGUUUUGCAUACCACUACCUUAUCUAUGCCAUUAUCCCUUUUAAUUAGAAUUUUGUAGAAACAUAAUAGAAAAAAACCCCCUAGCUAAAUGUUAUCUGCAUUAGCUGCUUGUUGGUUCUUCACUCAGUUCAGUUUUGAGAGUUGUGAAUUCUCUGAUUCAUACUUUCCUGUAAAGGAUGGGUUUGGUUAGUGGUAUAUUUAUAGCUUCCUCAUCUUUAGAUUACAAACAAGAAUGAACAUAAAAUACAGAAAUACAGGUUGUCCUCAACUUAUGACCAGUCACUUAACAACUCUUCAAAAUUAUGAUGGGCCCAGAACGGGUUAUUUCUCACCCAUAAAGCACUUCUGGCUGUUGUAAAACGUGCUCCCCUUCACAACCAUAUGACUGCCUUCCAGGUACUUGGCAACUGCUCUCCUUUACAACUAAUUACAGCAUUCUAUGAUCAUGCGAGUGUGAUUCAUGACUUAUUUUUGCCAGUUUUGGCAAAAACUGCCUAUUUCAAUCAAUGGGUUUACACUUAUGACUGACUUGCAGUGUUAUCUUAACAACUACCAUAAACAGAUGUUGUAAAAUAGGAUCGAGUCACAUGGUUGCCCCAAAUUAUUAUGAUAACAAUUUACUAUUGGAAAUCCAACCCCAAUUAUUAAUAAUAAUUCUAUCUACACAAUGAAAUUCAA
Molecule: messenger RNA, 2565 nt
Organism: Ahaetulla prasina
Lineage: Eukaryota; Metazoa; Chordata; Lepidosauria; Squamata; Colubridae
Gene: TBL2
Product: transducin beta like 2
Exons: 7
Coding region: 78-1424 (448 amino acids)
Biological process (GO): endoplasmic reticulum unfolded protein response
Cellular component (GO): endoplasmic reticulum
Molecular function (GO): protein binding
Source: RefSeq, a predicted model, not a curated record